UAUUGGAUGGUUCUAGUUGGAUCCACCUCGUAUCUAUUACCGUUUUUAACCUUCCGACAGUUAGAGUGGAAUAUGAGACAGCACUCGGCUGAUAUCCAGCGAUAACGGUAAAUGGUGAUAUUUUGCGUAUAUGGUUCAAUUAUAGCAUUAUAAAAACGAGAUUGUCAUCACCGCAAACUGCGUAAAUAUAAGAAGCCUUGUCGGCCCGAUUUCUGUACAAUUCAAAAUGAGUGUCGCUACAAAUAACCAAUUAGUGGUCCGCGAAUUAAUCGACAAAAUAUUUGCAAACCGUAAUAUAGGCAAUUUUGACGUGACCUACAGCGGUAAUAGCGAAAAUGGUGACGGUUAUCUGGGUGAUAUAAUAUUCGCGCAAGUGACGCCGAAAAAUGGGAAAACGCGGACACACCAUUUGGUUCUUAAAUUCGGUAAGAGAGGGGAAGACCUAAGAAAAAAAUUUCCAGUGCGGUUGGCGUUCGAACGGGAAAUUCACAUGUACGGCAACGUAUUUCCUGCGUUCCAGCAGUUUUUGAAAGAGAAGAACUUAGAACCCUUCGAUUUUCUACCUGAGUGUUUUGGCACGUUCAUAUCAGAGGACUAUGAAGCAAUAGCGCUUCAAAACUUGAAAGCAAUUAGCUACGACAUCCGUGGUAGAACAUUUCCGCUUGACGCAGCUCAUAUCAAGCUUACCAUGGAGGCAUAUGGAAAGUGGCAUGCUACUUCAUUGGCCUUGGCCGAACAAAAUCCGAAACUGUUUGGAGAGCUGUCCAACAUUCAGAGCUUAUGGCCGAUCUUGGGCGAGACGGAAUCGUUUAAGGUCCUUUUCGGACAAGCGGAAGAAGACGUCACCAAAAUACUGACAGACAAUAAUGAAUUCGACUUGCUGAGAAAAUUCAAACAGAAAUUCCAUGGCAAGAUUUAUGACACUUGGCGGGAAGUGGUUGUCCAAGAAUUGGAGCCUCGAGUUAUUACUCACGGGGAUUGUUGGAGUAACAACUUUAUGUUUAAAUACGAGAAUGAAGAAAAGAAAAAUCCAGCAGGUGUGAAACUGAUAGAUUUUCAAAUAAGUCAAUUGGCGAGUCCGAUGAUGGACCUCUCUUACCACUUGUUCACAGUAUGCUCGGAAGAAACGUUAAAAAGUAUAAAAUCCAUUUUCGAUAUAUAUUACGACUCCCUGUCGGAACACUUAAGAAAAUUAGGAAGCGACCCCUUAAAAAUAUUUCCCCGUUCAACGCUAAUUGACCAUUGGAGCAAAUAUUGGCCUUUUGGAGUGAUUAUGACUUUUAUAACAAUGCCUCUUAUUCACACCGAAAGCUCGGACGUCGUCGCUAUCGAAAACAUGAACGAAGAACAAGCUAAAAACUUGAAGACUAAGCUUCAAGGAGAAAGCAAGAGGCAGUCAGAAAAUAGGAUUAUCAACGCGAUCAAAUCCGGACUUCAAUUUCAAUUUUGAUGUUAUUACAACACAGCGUAUAUACUAUUUAGCAGGUAUAUACAGCAUGUUUCGUGUUACAACGUUACUUUUUUUGUAAAACACUAAUGUAGGAAUUCUUUUUACGAAUAACGAAAAAUAUUAUGCUCGAUAUCAUGUAUUUCUUAUGUAUCAAUUAUGUAAUACUUAUUUAACAACUACCACAAUUUCUUUUAGUAAGUAAGACGGUGUGUUGAAUAUUGCUCAUAACUUUGAACAGAUGUUAUUCUGUCAGAAUUAUUGCUCUUCCAUUUUGUUUCUUGACACAAUUCUAAACAUUGUUGUCAUUUUGUUGAAUUCGAUUUCUUUGUAUUUGGCAAAAAGAAGUUUCGUAUACAACAGCUUUUAUUGCUUUUGGACUUCCCUUUUGAAAACGCGACAUUCACUUGUUUCUAAUCUUAAGUAAAAACUCAUUGGUCCUUUGAAACUUGUCAAUCAAAGUUUGGAAAGAAGUCUUGUCAUAGCCACCUUGAUUAAUUAAGUCGCCCAACAUCAAAAUCAAAAUAAACACCCGCUAAACUCUCAAAAUGGUAUGUUUUUUCUCAUAAAAAUUUUCAGAAAUAAUUGAAGCCCUAGGCAUCAAAAAAUUCAAUUUGCUUUUUUUUUGUUUCGAGAUCUAGAAAAAUACAGCAU
Cylas formicarius (sweet potato weevil) is the source of this 2101-nucleotide messenger RNA. RefSeq lists its product as uncharacterized. The transcript has 2 exons. The coding region runs from base 227 to 1450 and encodes 407 amino acids. The record is from RefSeq and is a predicted model, not a curated record. Lineage: Eukaryota; Metazoa; Arthropoda; Insecta; Coleoptera; Brentidae.